Molecule: messenger RNA, 3548 nt
Organism: Hibiscus syriacus
Lineage: Eukaryota; Viridiplantae; Streptophyta; Magnoliopsida; Malvales; Malvaceae
Product: pentatricopeptide repeat-containing protein At1g06710, mitochondrial-like
Exons: 3
Coding region: 74-3040 (988 amino acids)
Molecular function (GO): protein binding
Source: RefSeq, a predicted model, not a curated record
GACUUAACAUCUUCCUCAACCCUUGACUACUGUAUUAUGAAAGAACCAAAAAAAGAAAAAAAAAUCAAAGCAAAUGAGGAACAGAUUGCUUAACUCUUUUUUCUCUUACUCAAAAUCAUUGCCUUUUCACCCUCAAAACCCCCACCUUAUUCGCCAAAUCUUCUUCUCCCAACUCACCCAAUUCGUUCCCACCUCUUCCGCUGACAAUCUCGAUCCAUAUGAGCCCUUUCCGAUGCAAAACAACCAACGGGUCGAACCCGUAUCAGCCCAAGACUUCGCCUUUUUAACCGCCGAUUCAGGGCCUUCUUCUCAACAAGAACUCGAUGCGGGUAAGUUUUCAUUCGACGCCGUUUCGAUUGCGAAUGCCAUUUUGAGUGAUAAUGGGGAGUGUGAGGACAAAACCCAGAUUUUUCUUAGGCAGUUUAGGGAAAUAAUCAAUGAAAAAUUGGUCGUUAAAGUUUUGAACUUGCUGAAAUUGAAACCCGAGUUGGCUGUUAAGUUUUUCAUUUGGGCUGGGAGGCAAUCUGGGUAUUAUCAUACCGCUGAUGUGUUUAAUUCUUUGCUUGAUUUAUUAGAGUCCGGUAACGAUGACAGUAUCCCGGAGAAAUUUUUGUUAGAAAUUAGAGAUGAUGAUGAGGAAGUUCUAAAAAGGUUGCUUAAUUUAUUGAUUGGGAAAUAUUGCAAAAAUGGGUUGUGGAAUAUGGCAUUAGAGGAAUUAGGUAGGCUUAAGGAUUUCGGUUACAAGCCGUCUAGAGCAACUUACUGUGCAUUGGUUCAAGUGUUUUUACAAGCUGAUAGAUUAGACACUGCUCAUUUGGUUUAUAGAGAGAUGUCGGACGCCGGGAUUCACAUGGACAAAUAUACCCUAAGGUGUUAUGUUUAUUCGCUUUGUAAAACGGGGCAAUGGAAGGAAGCACUUACAUUGAUUAAGAAGGAAGAAUUUAAGCCUGAUACUGUUAUUUACACAAAAAUGAUUGCCGGGUUAUGUGAAGCUUCGCUUUUUGAUGAAGCGAUGGACUUUUUGAAUAGGAUGCGUGCUGAUUCUUGUGUUCCUGAUGUAGUGACAUACAGGGUUUUGCUUUGUGGCUGUUUGAAUAAGGGACAGCUCAGUAUGUGCAAGAGAAUUCUUGAAAUGAUGAUUACUGAUGGUUGUUAUCCGACUCUUGCCAUAUUUGAUUCUCUUGUCCAAGCUUAUUGCAAAUCAGGAGAUUAUUCUUAUGCGUUUGAAUUGCUAAAGAAGAUGACAAAAUGUGGGAUCCGACCAAGCUAUGUUGUUUACAAUAAAUUUAUUGGUGGCAUUUGUGGCAAGGAGCUACCCAGCUCAGAUGCGCUAGAAUUAGCUGAGAAUGCUUACAGUGAAAUGCUUGCUGCUGGAUUUGUACUAAAUAAGUUUAAUGUCAGCCAUUUUGCCAGGUGCCUAUGUAGUGCCGGGAAAUUUGAGAAAGCCUGUAAACUUAUCCAUGAAAUGAUGCGUAAAGGCUUCAUACCUGAUACGAGUACAUACUCCAAAGUGAUUAAUCAUCUAUGUAAGGCCAAAAAUGUAGAAAAUGCUUUUCUUUUGUUUGAAGAAAUGAAAAAGAAUGGUGUCGUACCUGAUGUACAUACAUACACAAUUUUAAUUGCUAGUUUUUGUAAGGCUGGUCUGAUAGAACAGGCUCGUAAUUGGUUUGAUGAGAUGGUAAAGGGUGAUUGUGCCCCUAGUGUGGUGACUUACACUGCCCUAAUACAUGCUUAUCUUAAAGCAAGGAAGGUAUCCAAGGCAGAUGAACUCUUUGAGAUGAUGUUGUCUAAAGGUUGCAUUCCGAAUGUUGUUACAUAUUCAGCUUUGAUUGAUGGUCAUUGUAAAGCCGGACAGACUGAGAAAGCUUGCCAGAUUUAUGCUAGAAUGCACACUAAUGAGGAAAUCCUGGAUGUAGAUUUAUAUUUUAAAGCAGUUGACAGUGAUGCCAAAACUCCAAAUGUAUAUACGUAUGGAGCUUUAGUGGAUGGUUUAUGCAAGGUUCACAAGGUCAAAGAGGCCCAUGACUUAUUGGAAGCCAUGUCAGUAGAUGGUUGUGAACCGAACCAUGUUGUGUAUGGUGCUCUCAUUGAUGGAUUUUGCAAGGCAGGGAAGCUAGACAAAGCACAAGAGGUGUUUUCCAAGAUGUCUGAAGCAGGUUUUAGUCCAAAUACUUAUAUAUACAGUUCAUUAAUCAGCAGGUUGUCUAAAGAUAACCGUCUGGAUCUUGUUUUCAAAGUCUUAUCCAAAAUGCUCGAAAAUUCUUGCACCCCUAAUGUUGUUAUUUACACAGAAAUGAUUAAUGGCCUAUGUAAGGCUGGUAAAACAGAUGAGGCCUAUAAACUUAUGUUGAUGAUGGAAGAAAAGGGGUGCAGUCCUAAUGUGAGGACUUACAAUGUAAUGAUAGAUGGCUUCGGCAAAGCAGGUAGAAUUGACAAAAGUCUUGAGCUUUUUGAACAAAUGAGUCCCAAGGGUGUUGCUCCAAACUUCAUCACAUAUAGGGUUUUGAUAAACCACUGUUGUAUUGGUGGCCUGUUGGAUAAGGCUUAUGACCUUUUGGAAGAGAUGAAACAGACACACUGGCCUAGGCAUAUGGCAGGCUACUGUAAGGUCAUUGAAGGGCUCAACAAAGAGUUCAUAAUGUCUCAUGGGCUCUUAGACGAGGUUGGUAAAAGUGAAUCUCUGCCAGUUCUUCCUGCUUAUAGAGUGCUUAUGAAUAAUUUUAUAAAAGCUGGGAGACUAGAGGUGGCUUUACAGCUUCAUCAGGAGAUAGCAUCAUUUUCACAAGUUUCUGAAGCAUACUAUAGUACCUGUAAUGCCCUUAUUGAGAGCCUUUCACUGGCUCGCAAGGUUAACGAGGCUUUUGAACUGUACACUGAGAUGACAAGGAUGGGCGGAAUUCCUGAGCUAAGCACAUUUAUUCACCUUGUUAAAGGACUCAUCGCUGUGAACAAGUGGGAAGAGGCACUUCAGCUUUCAGAUAGCUUCUGUCAGAUGGAUGUUCAAUGGCUUCGAGGAAAGGAGACGCCUGAUGCGGCUUAAGCUUUUUUGAACAUUUGGUUUUCUGGUUUCAUGAUUGGUCACCGAACGGUUGUCGUAAAGGUUGACUUGCUUGGUUGAGGAUUUGUUUUGUUGCAUGCAUAAGAAUACAGAAGAUAAGGCCAACACUGGAAUGCUCAAACAAACCAUGAUAACCGUCUCUCAGAGACAUCGGUGAUCGUGUGAAAUCGUUUGGAAUUGGAAGCAAGUCAUGCCUGCAACACAUGGAUUGGCUUAGUUGCUACAUUGGUCCAAACCCUACGCCACAAAAUGACUCAGGUGAGCCGAACAAACAACUGACGACCAAUGACUUCUCGAUAGCAUGUGCACACAUUAAAAACAAUGAAGAUGAUGCAAAGGGUUUAUUGAACAAUAAAUCCAUGCCAUGAAUGUAUUCCUGUGCUUAUUUUCUUUUACCAUGUUAGUCUUAUUUUCAGACCCUAAUCACAUUGGCUAUACAAAAUGUGAAGUUUUGUAGUUGUACUUGGUUUGAUUUUCUUUUCUUUGGUAC